AUGCCACCACCAUCAACCACCUCUAUGAAACACCGCGAUUUAGACGCGGUUCUCCUCCUCCUCCUUCUAUGUGAACUACGUCAACAUGAUCCCGAAGCACUCGAUCUACCUCCAUCAAGGUGGCGCGUUGUUAUUUGUCAAUACAUAGCUAAAGAUGCACUAAAAUUCUCUAGCAUUAGUUGUUCCAACAGAGAAAUCAUAAUGAAGUUUAUUGAUUUGCUAGCAAAGUGCAAGAACUUUGUCAAGGCCAUGAUUCAUGCAGGUGAUGGUAUUGGAGGAAAAGAUCGGAAGGAGGUGGCAACAUCGAUAGCGACAAUAGUAGCACUACCAUCAGUAGAAGCGAGCAACGACGACAAUGACGGGAGGAAGGAAUGUGUUAUAUGUAAAGAAGAGAUGAAAGAAGGAAGAGAUGUUUGUAAAUUGCCAUGUCAUCAUACAUUUCAUUGGAUAUGUAUAUUGCCUUGGUUGAAAAAAAGGAACACGUGUCCAUGUUGUCGAUAUCAGCUACCGUCCGAUGAUGUUUACGCUGAGAUCCAACGGUUGUGGGAAGUUGUGGCCAAGAUGAGUGAUAGUGCAAAUUUUGUAGGAAUUAGUAAUUGUAAUUAG
Messenger RNA from Solanum lycopersicum (tomato), 606 nucleotides. RefSeq names its product E3 ubiquitin-protein ligase SGR9, amyloplastic. Gene Ontology annotation, biological process: protein ubiquitination. Gene Ontology annotation, cellular component: cytoplasm. Gene Ontology annotation, molecular function: ubiquitin protein ligase activity. The record is from RefSeq and is a predicted model, not a curated record. Lineage: Eukaryota; Viridiplantae; Streptophyta; Magnoliopsida; Solanales; Solanaceae.